AUGCGUGGGCGUGGCAGGGGCGGCUACGAGCGCGGCGGGUUCCGCGGCGGCCCCGAGCUGGAGCGCGGCGGCUACCGCGGCCGUGGCGAGCGCGGUUUCCGCGGCUUCCGCGGUCGCGGCGGUCUGGAGCGCGGGGGCCGCGGCGGUUUCGGGGACCCGGGCUGCUACCGCGGCGGCUACGCGCCGCGCGGCGGCUUCGAGCCGCGCGAGGGCUACGGCCCGCGCGGCCGCGGGGGCUACGACCCCCGCGGCGGGUACCCGAGCCGCGGCCGCGGCGGCUAUGAGCCGCGCGGCGACUAUGAGCCCAGGGGCGGCGCUGAGCCGCGUGGCGGCUACGAGUCACGCGGUGGCUACGAGCCGCGGCGUGGCUUCGGGCCCAGGGGCGGCGGUCCGCGGGGCCGCGGCGGCUACGAGCCCCGCGGUGGCUACAUGCCGCGCGGACGUGGCGGCUUCGAGGGUCGUGGCCGUGGUCGCAGCAGCCACUACGAAGAGGAGCGCGCGCCCUACGCGGACGCACCGCCGGCCAAGCGCGGCCGCUUCGUGGGCGGCGGUGACUGGGGCGGCUACGGCGGAGAGCGUGGCGGCUAUGAUGAGCGCGGCUACGGUGGAGAGCGCGGCUACGGUGGAGAGCGCGGCUAUGGCGGAGAUCGCGGCUACGGAGGAGAUCGCGGCCAUGACGCGGGCGGCCGCGACGAUUCUUACGGAGACGGCCAGCACUACGGCAAUGGCUACGACGACAGAUCGUACGACGCCGGCUACGCAGGCAACGGCUAUUCGAAUGGCUACGGCUACGAGACAGGUGGAGGUUGGCAAUAGUUUGCGUGUCAGCUCGUGGUCAGAGCCGUAGUAGCGUGCACCCGAAGCCGGAGUGGCUGAGGACAGAUGGUGGGGAGGGAGCGGCGGGGCCUUGGCGGCCUGGUGAGGGGUGUCUGGCGACAGGAGGAACGACGGAUGUAGGAAGAAUGAGAGACUGAAAGAGAGGGAAGGAGGACAGAGGAUGGACGGAGCGUGGACGAUAAAG
Messenger RNA from Pollicipes pollicipes, 1021 nucleotides. RefSeq names its product TATA-binding protein-associated factor 2N. The coding region runs from base 1 to 816 and encodes 271 amino acids. Lineage: Eukaryota; Metazoa; Arthropoda; Thecostraca; Pollicipedomorpha; Pollicipedidae. The record is from RefSeq and is a predicted model, not a curated record. The transcript is spliced from 5 exons.